Molecule: messenger RNA, 2913 nt
Organism: Sparassis crispa
Lineage: Eukaryota; Fungi; Basidiomycota; Agaricomycetes; Polyporales; Sparassidaceae
Product: Kinesin heavy chain
Exons: 18
Coding region: 1-2913 (970 amino acids)
Biological process (GO): microtubule-based movement
Molecular function (GO): microtubule motor activity; ATP binding; microtubule binding
Source: RefSeq, a predicted model, not a curated record
AUGGCUUCGUCUACGAACAUCAAGGUCGUUUGUCGAUUCCGGCCGACAAACUCUAUCGAACAACGUGAGGGUGGCGAAAUUGUAGUGUCGUUCAGCGACAACCUACAGACUGUGCAGCUGCGGUCUGCUCAGCUCGGCUCGGGACCGGAGAAGGAUGGGUUUACAUUUGACAGAGUGUUUCCACCCGGAACGAAACAACAUGAGGUGUUCGAUUACGGUGUCAAAGACAUCGUCAAAGAUGUCCUCGAUGGCUACAACGGUACCAUAUUUGCUUACGGUCAAACGGGCAGUGGAAAGACCUUCACGAUGAUGGGUGCAGAUAUAGAUUCAGCUGAACUGAAGGGUUUGAUACCCCGUAUAACGGAACAAAUAUUCCAGUCUAUCGUGGAGUCAGACGCACAUAUGGAAUAUGUCGUUAAAGUAUCCUACAUGGAAAUUUAUCUUGAACGCAUUAGAGAUUUGUUGGCGCCCCAGAAUGACAACCUUCAAGUACACGAAGAGAAGUCGAAAGGUGUCUAUGUCAAGAACCUUUCCGAUUACUAUGUGAGCAGUGCUCGUGAGGUGUAUGAGAUCAUGCGACAAGGUGGAGCCGCAAGAGUUGUAUCAUCAACAAAUAUGAAUGCCGAAAGUUCUCGGUCUCACUCAAUCUUCCUCAUCACGAUUCAACAACGAAAUACCGAAACUGGCGCACAGAAGACAGGCAAUCUAUACCUGGUCGAUCUUGCGGGUUCGGAGAAAGUAGGGAAGACCGGUGCUUCUGGCCAGACGCUCGAGGAGGCCAAGAAGAUCAACAAGUCUUUGUCGGCUCUCGGCAUGGUCAUCAAUGCUCUUACUGACGGAAAGGCGAAGCACGUCCCAUAUCGUGACUCCAAGCUCACUCGAAUCCUGCAAGAAUCGCUUGGAGGUAACUCCAGAACAACUCUAAUCAUUAACUGUUCACCUUCCUCCUACAACGAAGCGGAGACGCUUUCCACUCUACGUUUUGGUAUUCGCGCGAAGUCAAUCAAGAACACUGCCCGUGUCAACGCAGAGCUUUCUCCUCUCGAACUCAAGGCCCUGCUCGUCAAGGCCCAGGCUGCCAAUACGUCGCACCAGAAGUACAUCACCGCUCUUGAAGCAGAGCUCGCCAUCUGGCGUGCAGGCGGACAAGUGGAUCAAGCAGAGUGGGCUACAUCAGACAAGCCAGGUGCAACUGCCACUGCUCCUGCUCCGAAGAAGAUUCCGGCGUCGCCAACGCCAUCGAGCGUGCGCAGCAUGACUCCCGUCAACCCUGCAUUGGAGGGUCUGCGUUCGGACUUGGACAGCCGGCCGCAAACCCCCACUGUGGUGGGUCUUGACAAGGAUGAGCGUGAGGAGUUCUUGAGGCGGGAGAACGAGCUCAGCGAUCAGCUGGCGGAGAGGGAGUCCGCAUUGGGCGCUGCGCAGAAGUUGGUUGGUGAGCUGAAGGAAGAGUUGUCGUUCCUCAAGGAGCAGGAAGCUACACUGUCAAACGAGAACAAGGGCAUGUCUGCUCAGCUGAACGAACUCCGCCUGCAAGUAGAACGCCUGGACUACGACAGCAAGGAAAGCGUCAUAACCAUUGACAUCCUCAAGGAGCAGAACCAAGAUGCUAAGGCUGAAUUGGACGAGCUCAAGAAGACCAUCACCGAGUUGAAGGCUGUGCAGAAGGAUGCCUCUGCGGAGGAUAAGGAGAAGCGCAAGCAGGAGAAGAUGGCUUUGAUGAUGGCCAAGUUUGAUGCCCAAGGCGCAUUCUCGGAGAAGGAUGACCAGCUCCGACAAAUUCUGGCUAAACUAGAUGCCAUUGAUUCAGACGCAGCUGUUUCUUCACUGUCCCACAACGACAUUACCGUACUUAGGCGACAGCUAGCUGAUGGGCAGGUACUCAUCCGCGAGACUGUCGACCGCCUCAGGCAGAGCCAGGAUGAGAGCGCAAUGAAUGCACGAAGACGUGACGAGCUUGAAGCUCGUAUCUCUAGUCUGGAGACGGAGUAUGAAGAGCUCUUGGAGAAGACAAUUCAUGACGAGGAAGUCAGCAACGUAGAUGUAGCCGAGUCCAUCGCUGAGCUCAAGAAUAAGUUGGAGGCUCAAUAUGCCUCCAAACGUGAUGCACACAUGGGUGAGGUUCAAGACCUGAAACAACAAGUCGAGAUAAAGGCCAACGAAGUUCGAACCUUGAAUGCUACAAUUGACAGCUUGAAGAGUGUAAACGAAGAACUCAAGCGGGCUUUCGCGGUUACGUCGGCGGGUAUCGAAGGCGGGAAGAACCUUGCGGAGAGCGCCCAGGAUCUAGAGCGUACUCGUAAGGCAAUCAGCGUCCAACUCGCCGAGUUUGAUGGUGUAAAGAAGUCCUUGAUGAGGGAUCUGCAGAACCGUUGUGAGAAGGUGGUUGAGCUCGAGAUUCAAUUGGAUGAAAUCAAGGAGCAAUACAACAAUGUCAUCCGCAAUAGUAACAGCAAGGCUCAGCAGAAGAAGAUGGCGUUCCUGGAGCGCAAUCUGGAGCAGCUCACCGUUGUGCAGAAACAACUCGUAGAUCAGAACUCCGCGUUGAAGAAGGAAGCUGGCAUCGCGGAGCGCAAAUUACUUGCGCGGAACGAGCGGAUACAGAACCUCGAGGCGCUGCUCCAGGAUGCUGAUCGUAGGCUCGCAGUUCAGAACCAGAAGUUCGAGGCGCAAUUGCAGGCAGUCAAGGAGAGACUCGAUCAAGCACGCGCUCAAAAAGCCGCUUCCUCACCGCUCAGCUUUGGUCGCAUUGCCAAGCCUCUCCGAGGUGGAGGGGGCGCCGCUGCGAACAGCACUGCUGCCGCGACAAGUCCUUCGUUGACAUCAAAUUCUGCGAAUCCUCUGACAAGACUUCAGAACGAAGAAACAGGCAGCGGAGCGAAACGUGCAUCUUGGUUUUUCAACUCACGGUAA